CGGAGCGGCGAGCGGCCGCAAAAGUGAAAAGCGGCCCACCGACCGACCGACUGCCCCGCGUGACGUAACAGCGCAGCUACAGCUGUAGCAGCCGGCGCGGUAUUACGGCACCACAGUGCGCGUCUCUCGCUGGCCAGCGUGCAGCUGCCGCCGCCGCGGCGCGCCCAGAGCACCACGUCACGUUGCCAGGCAUCGGCUCGCGGCCACCUGCUGAUCGCACAGGUGAGAACGCGGUGGUGGCCUUGGACGUUUCCCCAGUCCAGUCUCUACUGAUGUCUGACGUGCUGUAUGCGGUGUGGCUGGUGCGCCCAUUGUGCGACAGGUGACAGAGCUGAAGGAAUGGAUGGCCGUCAGUUGUGCUCGAGCAGUGCGAAGCAGUGACGACCAUACGCGGCUCUUCGAGCUCUCUCAGGAGGAUGCUGGUGUCGGAGGCUGCGCCCGUGUGGUGGGCGCUGGUGCUGUAUGCGGCGCUCCUGCUGAUGCUGAGCCCGUGCGUGCUGCUCGUGCUGGUGUGCCUGCCCCACCUGCCACUGCUGCUGCUGCGGCGCGUCCUCUUCAUCCCCAUGGAGGCCGUCUGAGGUGGCGACACCCCAGUGACCAGCCAGCGAGCCAGUCAACUCCUACCUGCUGCUGCUGCCACGCCAAUGUCUGCUGGUGGUGGUUGUGUACAGCAGAAGAACAUCCUCUUCAUCACUGUGGAGGCUGUCUUGAGUGAUGAGGACCACCUGUCCAGCCAACCAACCACUGCAGCAAACCAACUCCCUGCUGCUUCAGAUGGUGGGCCCAUGUGUACAGCUGGUGCUCUUCUGCCAGCAGUAUCUGUUACUGUUACAGUUCCUCACCUUCAUCCCAAUAGUGCCAGUCUGAGAUGAUGGGACAUCAUUCCAACCAUCCAGCCAAUCUAGUCCUACCUGUUGCUGUUGUUCCUUGUGUUCAUAUGCUAGCCACAGUCAUUUAUGCUGAAAUACGUCCUGUUCAUUCCCAUAGUGGCUGCCUAGUAUGAUGAGAACCAACUGCAGAACUAGCCAACCAUUCAACACCUACCUGCUGCUUCUGAUUUUGAUCCCUAGUGUGCAGUUUGUGUUCGUCUGUCAGCCCCACCUGCUGCUAUAGAAGUGCACUCUCUUCAUCCCCGUGGAGCCCAUCUGAGAUGACGGGACAGCCAUGGGACUGACCAACCAGACAGUCAACUCCUACCUGCUGCUGUUGAUAAUAGUGCUCAAGUACCAGCCCCAGUUGUCACGGCUCCAGUUCAUCCACUUCAUUGUCAUUGUGGCUGUCAAGGAACGACGUGCCCAGUCAUUCAAAUACUUAGCACUAAUCUGUGCUUCUGAUGCUGAGCCUAUGUGUGGAGCUGCUGCUUGUCUGCCAGACCCACCUGACACUGCUGGAAUGCAUCCUCUUCAUCCCCACAGAGUCAGUCUGAGAUGAUGGGAGAGUGAUGGGACAAACCGCCAGAUGACCAACUUCUACCUGCUGCAGAUGAUACUGAUGCUCAUGUGCCAGCCACACCUGUUGCUACUGCAGGUCAUUCUCUGCAGACCCAAGGCAGCAGCCUAAGAUGAUAAGAAGCACUUGCUGAAGCAGCCAACCACUCAAUGCCUACCAGUUGUUUCUGAUGCUGAAACCAUGCGUGCUGCUGGAGAUCAUUUGACCGCCUCACUUGUUGUUGCUGAAGUACGUCCAAUUCAUCUCCAUGGAGCCUGUCUGAGAUCCACAGACCCAUCCAGCCAACAACAAAAUGCCUAACUCCUGCUUUUGCUGCCACUGAUUCUCCUGUGACAGCCUCACGUGUUGCCACUGCAGUACAUCCUCUUCAUACCCAUGACAGUUAAGAUGAUGAGAACUGUGCGCCCAGCCAACCGACCACUCAGACCCCGUGUAUGUGCUGAGCACUAGCAUGUAGCUGUCGCUCAUGUAGCUGCUCGAAUUUUUGCUGUUAAAGCACAUCCUCUUUGUCCCCUUGCAGCCAACCUCAGCUCCAACCUGCAGUGUGUGUGAAGUCGCUAAGUGAUUCUUCCAGGGACUAUGCCAUUCUCUACUGCUGUAGCAUGUCAGUUCUGUGUGUCUGAGUGGACCGCCAUAUAGUGUAGCUCUCAGUGCAGAACUCUAUGUUGUUACGGGCAGUGAGUGAGCCAAGCUAGCCCUGGGAGUUAUACCAGGUUCCCAUUAAUAACCAUUGUCGUUAUAAUAUUAUCAAUACACUGUCUGCUCAGAAAGUACAUAUUGUAGACUUGCUAUAAUUGUGUUCAUAAAUGAGCAAUAACUUUUGUAUAUUUAAUUAAAUUGUAUGUUUUUCAAUUUUACUAUCUGAAUUAUUA
Messenger RNA from Schistocerca americana (American grasshopper), 2321 nucleotides. RefSeq lists its product as uncharacterized. Lineage: Eukaryota; Metazoa; Arthropoda; Insecta; Orthoptera; Acrididae. The transcript is spliced from 4 exons. The record is from RefSeq and is a predicted model, not a curated record. Bases 344 to 715 code for a protein of 123 amino acids.